AGAGAGAGAGAGAGAGAGCGCGGUGUGCGGAGCAGCAGUGCAGUGCGGUCGGCGGAGUGGAGCGUGUGCGGAGCGGAGCUGAAACGGAGGGAGAGAUGAUGGAGAGCAGAGAGACGGAGGGAGAGACGCUGCAGCGCUCACCCAGCACACUCUCCAUCACACACUCCUCUAAGUUGCUGCGUUUGAAGCGCUCUCUCUCCUUCAUGCGCAGUAAAAGUGUGGAGAAUUUUUUCCAGCGCUCCUACAGUGAUGUCCGGGUUCCCCCAGACUUCCUCUCUGACCCGCCGCCUCCGUCUCCGCCCCUGCCGGGGUCACCAAUGCCUAGCGACGGCUCUGCCAACCCGUCCCCCUCUGUCAGCCCCAAACCCUCUUUAAGCCCCUCCUCCUCUUCGGUCCUGCAGCCCCGUCUAACCCAAACACACUGCUUUCUGGACUACGUCUUCCGCCGGCCAACCAGCUGCCAGCUCUGCAAACACGUCAUUGUGGGGAAUUCUAAGCAGGGCCUGCGCUGCAAAACCUGCAAGAUAGCAGCUCAUCUGUGGUGCACCUCAGAACUCUCACAGCAGCCAUGCCAGGGCAAAGCUGGAAUGUUCAAGAGGAACUUCAGCACUCCUCAGCUGGCCAGCGAUCAGCCGAGCGCAGUGAAGGACACUCAGAGCACACAAGAUGCGCGAGGGCGAGUGGACCCCAUCUACGCCACGCUACGAUACGGAACGUCUUUGGCUCAGAUGAGCCGGUCCAGUUUCGGGAGUGUGUGUGAGUCUCCCACUCGUAGCCUGGGUGAUGGAGGGGACGAGAAGGUGGAGGGAGAGAUGGAGACGGAGGAAGGGCCAAAUGAAGACAUGGAGAAUGAUCUUCCUCCUUCAGAGAACGUGAAGCCUGAAGUGGAGGACACAGUAAAGGUUCCUAAAGUUCACGCUAUCCACACUUACGUUGCCCUCUACAAGUUUCUGCCCCAAGAACAAAAUGACCUAGGACUACAUCCUGGUGACAGGGUGCAGGUCACUGACGACUCUAAUGAAGAGUGGUGGAAGGGUAAAAGUGGAGACAGGGUGGGCUUCUUCCCUGCUAAUUUUGUCCAGCGAGUGCGUCCAGGUGAGCGAGUGUGGAGGGUCACUCAGGCUGCCCAAGGAAACCGACAACUGGGUCACAUGGCUGUUAAGGAAGAUCAGAUCUGUGUGGGGAAGAAUGAGGACAGUGAAGGAUAUCUAAAGCUGUGCAGUGGGAGAAAACGAGGACUGGUGCCCACCCGCUCUCUGGAGGAAAUCUGACAUUCUGGACGAGCUUCAGGCUUGCAUUUCAGACUUUACUGUCCCAUAUCCUCAAAAACACCUUACCCAACAGUGGUGAUCCAGUGUUAACCUAACAGUGGCCCAGUGGUAACUCACCAGUGACCCAAUGGUCACCCGUGGUAACCCAACAGUGACCUAAUGGUGACCCAGCGGUGACCCCAUGGUAGCACACCAGUGAUCCAUUGGUCACCCAAUCGUAACCCAACAGUGACCCAGUGGUAGCCCAACAGAUAGCCAAAGGCAACCAAACAGCAACCCAAGUUAGACCCAACGUCAACCCAAAAGCAACACGAUGGUGACACAACGGCGACAGUGACCCAAUGUUGACCUAAAGGUAACCCAGCAGCAGUCCGACGGUGACAGAGUGGUAAUCCAGCAAUGACCCAAUGUUGACCCAAAGGUAAACCAACAG
This is a messenger RNA of Colossoma macropomum (tambaqui), 1704 nucleotides long. Its product is annotated as SH3 and cysteine-rich domain-containing protein 2-like. Gene Ontology annotation, biological process: skeletal muscle contraction; positive regulation of voltage-gated calcium channel activity; positive regulation of protein localization to plasma membrane. Lineage: Eukaryota; Metazoa; Chordata; Actinopteri; Characiformes; Serrasalmidae. The coding region runs from base 96 to 1271 and encodes 391 amino acids. The transcript has 11 exons. The record is from RefSeq and is a predicted model, not a curated record. Gene Ontology annotation, molecular function: protein binding. Gene Ontology annotation, cellular component: extrinsic component of cytoplasmic side of plasma membrane.